AUGGACCACAUGUCAAUCGAGAUCGUAAAUGACGAUAAUCUCCUUUCCUCCAUUAAACAAAAAAUGGUAUGCGCUCCUCCAUCCCAUUCUGUAUACAGAGUCCCUAACCAUCUUUGCAAAGAACACGAAGAAUAUUACUAUCCGUCCCUAGUCUCGAUCGGCCCUUUUCACCGAGGCCGCGAAAGUCUCAAGGCCACGGAGGACCAAAAGUGGCAAUACUUCAACACGUUGCUAUACCGAGAGCCCAACACCGAACAAACUCUCGACGACUGCAUAAAGGCAGUAAGAAAUGCAGAACAAAAGGCGAGAGAAUUUUACGGUGAGAAAAUUACUAUGUCUAGCAAUGAGUUUGUCGAGAUGUUGUUGCUCGACGGAUGUUUCAUAAUCGAGCUCUUUCUCGAGUUUUAUUUCGAGAACUUGAGGCGUAGGGACGAUCCAUUCUAUAGCUCCCAAGAUUUAAUCCAACGGUUGAGGUGCGACUUGAUUUUGUUCGAAAAUCAACUUCCGUUUUUCGUGGUGGACCAAAUUUUUCGACUAGUCCCUAUCCCAAAACAUUUCCGUGUUCCUUCGCUCUUCGUGCUCGCCUCGCGUUUUUUCGAGAAGCUAAUCCCGGGCGAUCGUGCGGAGUUCGAUAAUAAUGACGAAUUUGCCCCUCGUACGUAUCACUUACUCGACCUCAUCCGACAACACUAUCUUCCUACAAUUGUCGAAGCGAAGGUUUUGUCGAGUGGAGGGGAGGCAAAGGUUCCUCAGGCGACGCAACUUUCGGCUAUUGGGAUAAGAGUCGAGAGGGCCAUUUCGGAAAGCCCGACGAAUAUAAGUUUUUUCAAAAGAAAACUCGAGAUCCCGUCUCUAGAAAUAAAUGUUUACACCGAGUUUUUAUUUAGAAAUCUCGUCGCGAUGGAGAUUUGCGACCCGCAUUGUACGAAACACUUUACGUCUUAUGUUGUUAUAAUGAAGAGGCUCGUUCGGUCGAGGAGGGAUGUGAGAUUGCUUCAUGAAAAGGAAAUUCUUGUGGGUGUGCAUGAAAAAGAGGGAAAGAUUGUGCAUUUUUUUCAGAGGCUUGUAAAUGUGGAUUUGAAUGAGAAGGAUUUUCACUGUAAGGGGACUUGUGAACUGAUUAGUGAAUACCAAAAGAGGGGAGAGGGUGGAGUGUGUUGGAAAAAUGUGAGGCAAGUGUACCACACGAGUCACUUGGGAAUUGUAGGUUUGAGCUUGGUCGUGUUGUUUUUGGUGGUUCUUUUCACGGGAGGAUUGAUGGUAGCCAUUUAUUUUCUUUCCCACUAA
This is a messenger RNA of Striga asiatica, 1287 nucleotides long. The record is from the annotation of a GenBank genome assembly. Lineage: Eukaryota; Viridiplantae; Streptophyta; Magnoliopsida; Lamiales; Orobanchaceae.